Rhizophagus irregularis DAOM 181602=DAOM 197198 is the source of this 1509-nucleotide messenger RNA. RefSeq lists its product as uncharacterized. NCBI's taxonomy places the organism in Eukaryota, Fungi, Glomeromycota, Glomeromycetes, Glomerales, Glomeraceae. The record is from RefSeq and is a predicted model, not a curated record. Gene Ontology annotation, molecular function: protein binding.
AUCAUUUUUUCUUUCUCAAAUCUCAAUUAUCAUGCGUUUAUAUAUAGUUUUCUCUUUCCUUUCUUUUUUCUUUUUUCUCAAUCAUGUCAUCGGAUUUAAAUAUUCGAGCGAUGUUACUUGUGCUUUCAUUAAUUCACAAGCUAAUAAUGAGAUAUUUUAUACAUAUACUUGGGUAAUUAAAGAUUUUCAAGAUUUUUGUAACAAAGAAUAUUCUGGUAACAUAUUUAGUGAAAAAUUUUAUUCUCCUAUGUUAAAUAAUCAAGAAGAAAAUUAUGCUUGGAGAAUUUCACUUUAUCCACGUUUCUCUUAUAGUAGAAGAGAAUAUAUAAGUGUUUAUUUAAUAGCAUUUCAAACCAAUCAAGAAAAAUUGAAUGGAUUAAAAAAUCGACAAACUAGAAUAAAGUUUGAAAUAUAUUUAAGUGAUAAUAAUAUUGAAUCAAUUACAAGAGAAUCAUUAAAAUUAUUAUCACAAAGUGAAAUAGAAAGUCAUACAUUUUUAUUUGAUAAGAAUAUAAUUUCAUUAGAUUAUUAUGAAUUUUGUGAAGUUUCAAAUAUAUUUCCUAAUGGAAACACUUCAAAAAGUGCAAAUUUAAUAAUUCGAUUACAUUUUUAUAAAAAUGAGAAUUCUACAGAAUCAAUACCAAAUUAUGAUAAUAAUUAUAAUUCACAAGAUUAUUUUAAACAAUUUGAAGAAUUUGAACAUUAUUUUAAUAAUGAUAUAUUUAGUGAUAUAACAUUUAAAUUUAGUUGUGGAUCAGAAAUUAAAGCUUCAAAGAUGUUUCUCGCUUUUAAAUCCCUUCAUUUUAAAAAAUUAUUUGAACAAAUUGAUAAAGAUUCUAACGCGUUAAUUUUUCAUAUAGAAGGAGUAUCAUAUAAUUGUUUUCACAAAUUAUUAUAUUUCGUUUAUACUGGUAGAAUUGAUAAUAAUUUAUCUUAUAAUGAAUUAAUUGAAUUAUAUAAAGAAUCUAAUUGGAGGGAGAUUAAUGAUCUAAAAGAAAUCACUAGUUGCAGAAUUAUUAAAUUUAUUAAUGAAAGUACUUGGGAUGAAAUAUUAUUAUUAGGAUGGAAAUCAAACAAUAAUGUCUUAAAAAAUUCUGCCAUGAAAUUUCUUAGUGAUAAUUGGACAAAAGUUAAGGAUACUGAUAAAAUGAGAAAUUUCGAAAAUGUAGCUAAUAUAGAAUGGUUAGAAGAAUUAUUUAUUGCAAAACUUUUUGGUGUAUGAGGUAAAUUUAUAUUAUUGGUCAUUUCAUGAAGGUAACUCGAAAUAUUAUUUAUUCCUUCCUGUAUGUUAUUUUUUAACUUGUAUCAAAUUUUUCCCUUAAAUAAAGAUACGUAUGACAAAUUGUAGACUUACUAAAAGAAAUUGAUGUAAAAUUAGGAAACAACACUUUAAAUUAAAUGAAAUUUUCGUUUGUUCCAUCUUCCUUCUUCGCAUUAAAAGAAUAAGGCAAAGUCGAGUAAAAUUUUAUAAGCCUAAGUAAAAUAUAAACGUAAAAUAUUGGAAUAGCG